CAGACUCAGUCACAGUGUCGCACACAAGCGGUAGUAUAGUGUACCUAGUGUACCUACCGUAGUAACUAUAGUCUAAGGAGUAAAAGGAUCUCUCUUGCACACACAUCUCUCAUAUAUCUAUAUAUCUUCGGUUAGCUUCGAUCGCCAUAUUGUAUUUCGGACAACGUUGAGCGAGCAGAGCAGCCAUCAGGGCAUUUUGAAGCGAUUGAAGGACGUUUCACUGUUGCAUCGGUAUCGCAGUUACCCAUCAAAUUAGUAGAUCGUUUAUUAGUUGAGGCCAGGAGUCGAUUCCUGAGUUAUCAAGAUGACAAACGGAAACGACCACGACGAUGAGGACUGCGUGAUCAGGGUGAGGGGCUUGCCAUGGUCGACAACAGUCGAUGAAAUCAUGGAGUUCUUUGGAGAAUGCAAAAUUACCCGUGGCAAAGCCGGUGUCCACAUGACGACGUCGCGAGAAGGCCGACCUAGUGGAGAAGCUUACAUUGAAAUGGACACCGAGGAAGACAUAGAGAAGGCUUGCAAGCGAAACAGAGAUCACAUGGGCCAUCGAUACAUCGAAGUUUUCAAAGCAAAGAGAGGAGAAAUGGAAUGGAUAAUUAAAAGAAGCGGUUUAAAUCUGGAAAAUGCCAUGGAUGAUGGUUGCGUUAGACUAAGGGGCUUACCAUUUGGUUGCUCGAAGGAAGAAAUUGCACAGUUUUUCUCAGGGUUGGAGAUAUUGCCGAACGGGAUUUCACUACCUACAGACUACACAGGCCGCAGUACGGGGGAGGCUUACGUUCAAUUUGUUAGCAAAGAUGUUGCGGAGCGCGCUCUGCAGAAGCACAAGGAAAAGAUAGGACACAGGUAUAUUGAAAUCUUUCGAAGCAGCUUAUCAGAAGUUAGAGGUAGCAUUGGACCAAAGAUGCGUGGAGGUCCGAUGAGCGCAUUCAAUCAACGACCAGCUCCAUAUGAUCGUGGAAACAGAUUUGGUGGAGCUAAUAGAUUUAACAAUAACAGUAGAGGAAAUAGAGGUGGAAACAGAGACUUUGACAAUAAUCUUGGAUGGAACAACAGUAACAAUUUCCCAUCACGAGGAAACAACAUGGGUGGAGGACUGGGUGGAGGAAUGGAUAUGGGAAUGAAAGGAAGUGGAAAUUUCAGGAAUAGUGACAAUUGGAACAGCAAUAACAUUGGGUUGCACUGUGUACACAUGAGAGGUCUGCCUUUCAGAGCAACAGAGCAAGAUAUAGCAGACUUUUUCAGACCGAUUGUACCAGUUAAUAUAAGAAUAAUUCUUGAAAAUGGAGGCAGAGCGUCAGGAGAAGCUGACGUUGAAUUUGGAUCUCACGAAGAAGCUGUCAAAGCGAUGAGCAAGGACAAAAGUCAUAUGUCCCACAGAUACAUCGAACUUUUUUUAAAUUCUUCUCCCGGUCCCAGUAACAAUCCAGGCGGAGGAAAUUCCGGGGGAAGUAUGCUUGGUGGAAUCGGAAACUUUUGUGGAGGACUGGGAAGCAAUUUCAGACCUCAGUAUUCGGCGAACAAUCGAGGAUAUGGUAACAGUCAGCUCGGUGGUAGUAAUUAUAAUAGCUUUUAAUAACCGCGCCAUGACCAUUCAAAUUUUCUGACUUAAGCAUCUUCUUGGUAUCAUCAGUUACUUUGUCAUCUUGCUCUUAAUUUGAUACUCUUCAUUAUCGUAAUGAUAAUAUAAUGAACUUUAUGUAUGAAACAUAAUCAAAAUAUGUUUUCAUGAAAUAUCAAAACAUGUAUUCCUAUGUUAUAACUUUUUUAUACUGUGCAAACAUUAGUAUAAUAAUUUGCCUUUAAUUUAAGAAGAAAAAAAGCAGUUAAAAGUAUAGAAAAUAAAGCAGUAGGCGAAGCUAAUACUUAAUUUUUUUCAUAACUGUUGAUAAGUUUUUUGUAUCAAAAUCGACCAUUUUUUAGGUGCGUACUAUGAAAAAAAAUUGUAGUCUCUUGGAUGUCUUAUAACUUUGAUCAAAUACUGCAAACCGUUUAAAAACCUUCUUGGGACUAUGAUAAAGUUAGUGAACUGAGAAUGUAAUAAUACAAAUAAAUUAUGGACUUUCAGCUAAAAA
Molecule: messenger RNA, 2072 nt
Organism: Copidosoma floridanum
Lineage: Eukaryota; Metazoa; Arthropoda; Insecta; Hymenoptera; Encyrtidae
Gene: glo
Product: heterogeneous nuclear ribonucleoprotein glorund
Molecular function (GO): RNA binding
Source: RefSeq, a predicted model, not a curated record